CUUCCUUUCGUCUCCAACAUGCCUGAAAAAGAAUUGGAUUACAUCAGAUCCAGAGAAGCUGCCGAUGGCUCUUCUACUGAAAAAAACGGCGGUGUCUACAUCGAUGCCUUCGAUAAGCAGGACAAUGCUCCACCAUUGAAGGGCUGGAGCAGAUUUGUCGAUGGCUUCAAGAGAGCCGAUGCUGUAGACUACGGUAUCGACCCAAACUUGUCGGAACCUGAAAAGAUUGCUGUGAUGACUGCCAACUCUCCUUUGUCGAGAUCGCUUAAGAACAGACACUUGCAAAUGAUCGCCAUUGGUGGAUCCAUUGGUACUGGUUUGUUUGUCGGUUCCGGUAGUGUUUUGAGAACCGGUGGUCCAGCUGGUCUUCUUAUUGGUUAUAUUUUGAUUGGUGCCAUGAUUUACUGUACAGUUCAAUCCUUGGGUGAAUUGGCUGUUACUUUCCCUGUUUCCGGUGCUUUCGUUACUUACAACUCGAGAUUCAUUGACCCUUCGUGGGGUUUCGCCAUGGCCUGGAACUACGCAAUGCAGUGGUUGGUUGUGUUACCUUUAGAAUUGGUUGCAGCUGCUAUCACAGUGAAAUUCUGGGACAGUCAUACCAACUCUGCCGCUUUUGUCACAAUUUUCUACGUCCUUAUCGUCGCUAUUAACUUCUUCGGUGUGAGAGGUUAUGGUGAAGCUGAAUUCGUCUUUUCGAUCAUCAAAGUUAUUGCUGUUGUCGGUUUCAUUAUCUUGGGUAUAGUGUUGGUCUGCGGUGGUGGUCCAAAAGGUGGCUACCUCGGUGGAAAAUACUGGCAUAACCCAGGUGCCUUUGCUCACGGUUUUAAGGGUGUUUGCUCGGUGUUCGUCUCGGCUGCUUUUGCUUUUGCCGGUACCGAAUUGUGUGGUUUGGCUGCAGCCGAAACUGCCAACCCUCGUAAAUCCUUGCCAAAGGCUACCAAGCAAGUUUUCUGGAGAAUUACCCUUUUCUACGUUAUUUCAUUGACUUUGGUUGGUUUGUUGGUUCCUUAUACCGACGAAAGAUUAAUUGGUACCUCUUCUGUUGAUGCAUCCGCCUCUCCAUUCGUGCUUGCUAUCAAGAACGGUGGUAUUGGUGGUUUGCCAUCCGUCAUGAACGUGGUUAUCAUGAUUGCUGUUUUAUCUGUCGGUAACUCCUCGGUCUUUGGUUCUUCCAGAACCUUAGCUGCCUUGGCUGCUUCUGGCCAGGCUCCUCAAAUUUUUGGUUACAUUGACAAGCGUGGUCGUCCAUUAGUCGGUAUUAUCGUGCAAUGUGUCUUUGGUUUGUUGUGUUACAUCACAGCUUCUAGCAAGUCUGGUGAUGUCUUCAACUGGUUGUUAGCCCUUUCUGGUUUGUCUUCCAUCUUCACCUGGAUGUCCAUCAACCUCUGUUUGAUCAGAUUCAGACGUGCCUUGUACGCUCAAGGUAGAGACACUAGUGAACUUACCUUUACCUCUCAAGUUGGUGUCUACGGUGCCAUCUUCGGUGCUGGUUUGAACAUUUUGGUCUUGAUUGCCCAAUUCUGGAUUGCUGUGUGGCCUCUUGGCGAUAAGCCAAACGCUGAAAACUUCUUCAUGUCCUAUUUGGGUUUCCCUGUUGUUUUGGUAUUCUACAUUCCUCACAAACUCUGGAAGAGAACCUGGAGAUUAUACAUCCCAGCCAAGGAAAUUGACAUUGAUACUGGUAGAAGAGAAUUGGACUUGGAUUUGGUCAAGCAAGAAAUUGUCGAAGAAAAGGCCUACAUUGCCUCUUUGCCAUUCUACAAGAGAGUCUACCACUUUUGGUGUUGAUUCACUGAAAGUGGAGUACCAGGUUAUUUAUUUCGUCACAUCUCAUCUUACCUUUAAUAAUUGUACAAUUCUUGAACUCCUCGUUAAAUAGAUAACUGUCGAUGCAGUUGCGUUUACACCUUUAAUACAUAAAAGAUUUAUUGAU
Messenger RNA from Scheffersomyces stipitis CBS 6054, 1933 nucleotides. It is a transcript of the gene GAP2, whose product is annotated as amino acid permease. The record is from RefSeq and is a predicted model, not a curated record. Gene Ontology annotation, cellular component: membrane. Gene Ontology annotation, biological process: amino acid transmembrane transport. The transcript has a single exon. Gene Ontology annotation, molecular function: amino acid transmembrane transporter activity. The coding region runs from base 19 to 1788 and encodes 589 amino acids. NCBI's taxonomy places the organism in Eukaryota, Fungi, Ascomycota, Pichiomycetes, Serinales, Debaryomycetaceae.